Molecule: messenger RNA, 5968 nt
Organism: Perognathus longimembris pacificus (Pacific pocket mouse)
Lineage: Eukaryota; Metazoa; Chordata; Mammalia; Rodentia; Heteromyidae
Gene: Kif1b
Product: kinesin family member 1B
Exons: 48
Coding region: 402-5834 (1810 amino acids)
Biological process (GO): microtubule-based movement
Molecular function (GO): microtubule binding; ATP binding; microtubule motor activity
Source: RefSeq, a predicted model, not a curated record
AGCGGCGACGCGGGGCAGUCAGACGGCCGCGAUCCAGGGGGGGCGUUCGCUCCCGUCCGAGCCGCUCCCCAUCUGCUGCAGCCGCUUACCGCCGGCCGCUCGCUGCGACCGGCCCCCCGCCCUCCCCGCCCCGCGUCAGCCUUCCAGCCGCCACCUCCCUCCAUGCCGAGCGGGGCCGCUGCGUGAUGGGGCUGCCGGGCGGCGUCCUGCGACUCCCGGGGGCCGCUGCUCGCGCUGAGCUGCGUCGGUGCCCGGCCUCCCGCGCCCCCGCGCGCCGCGGCGCCUGCUGACCCGGCCUUCCCGCCCGUCGCUCCGCAGCGCGGCUGAGGAAACGAGUAUAACUUGAAAAGAACAUUUGAUUCUUCUUUUCUGGACUGCGUACACUUUACGAAGCCGUCAGAAUGUCGGGAGCCUCCGUGAAGGUGGCUGUCCGCGUGAGGCCCUUCAAUUCUCGAGAGACCAGCAAGGAGUCCAAGUGCAUCAUUCAGAUGCAGGGCAACUCUACCAGUAUUAUUAACCCAAAGAACCCAAAGGAAGCACCAAAGUCUUUCAGCUUUGACUACUCUUACUGGUCUCACACCUCGCCGGAAGAUCCCUGCUUUGCAUCUCAAAAUCGUGUAUACAAUGACAUUGGAAAGGAAAUGCUCUUACAUGCUUUUGAGGGAUACAAUGUUUGUAUUUUUGCUUAUGGGCAGACUGGUGCUGGGAAAUCUUAUACAAUGAUGGGUAAACAAGAAGAAAGCCAGGCUGGCAUCAUUCCACAGUUGUGUGAAGAGCUCUUUGAGAAGAUUAACGACAACUGCAAUGAAGAAAUGUCUUACUCUGUAGAGGUGAGCUACAUGGAAAUUUACUGUGAGAGAGUACGAGAUUUGCUGAAUCCGAAAAACAAGGGUAAUUUGCGUGUGCGUGAACAUCCACUACUUGGACCCUAUGUGGAGGAUCUGUCAAAACUGGCAGUCACUUCCUACACAGACAUUGCUGACCUCAUGGAUGCUGGGAACAAAGCCAGGACAGUGGCAGCUACAAACAUGAAUGAAACAAGUAGCCGUUCUCACGCUGUCUUUACCAUUGUUUUCACCCAGAAGAAACAUGAUUCUGAGACCAACCUUUCCACUGAGAAGGUCAGUAAAAUCAGCUUGGUGGAUCUAGCAGGAAGUGAACGAGCUGAUUCAACUGGUGCCAAAGGAACUCGAUUGAAGGAAGGAGCAAAUAUUAAUAAGUCUCUAACAACUUUGGGCAAAGUCAUAUCAGCUUUGGCGGAGGUGAGUAAGAAGAAGAAGAAAACUGACUUCAUUCCUUACAGGGAUUCUGUACUUACUUGGCUCUUGCGAGAAAAUCUUGGUGGCAAUUCUCGGACUGCAAUGGUUGCUGCUCUGAGCCCAGCAGAUAUCAACUAUGAUGAAACUCUGAGCACUCUGAGGUAUGCAGAUCGUGCAAAACAAAUUAAAUGCAAUGCUGUUAUCAAUGAAGACCCCAAUGCCAAAUUGGUUCGGGAAUUGAAGGAGGAGGUGACACGACUGAAGGACCUUCUUCGUGCCCAGGGGCUGGGAGACAUUAUUGACAUUGACCCAUUGAUCGAUGAUUACUCUGGAAGUGGAGGCAAAUAUCUGAAAGAUUUUCAGAACAAUAAACAUAGAUACUUGCUAGCCUCUGAGAAUCAACGUCCUGGCAAUUUUUCCACAGCAUCCAUGGGGUCCCUUACUUCAUCUCCAUCUUCCUGCUCACUCAAUAGUCAGGUGGGCUUAACAUCUGUGACCAGCAUUCAGGAGAGGAUCAUGUCUACACCUGGAGGAGAGGAAGCCAUUGAGCGUCUAAAAGAAUCAGAGAAGAUCAUUGCUGAAUUGAAUGAAACUUGGGAAGAAAAGCUUCGUAAAACAGAAGCCAUCAGAAUGGAGAGAGAGGCCUUGUUGGCUGAGAUGGGAGUUGCCAUUCGGGAAGAUGGAGGAACACUGGGAGUUUUCUCACCUAAAAAGACCCCUCAUCUUGUUAACCUCAAUGAAGACCCACUGAUGUCUGAAUGCCUGCUUUAUUACAUCAAAGAUGGAAUUACAAGGGUUGGCCAGGCAGAUGCUGACCGGCGCCAGGACAUAGUGCUGAGUGGGGCCCACAUUAAAGAAGAGCAUUGUAUCUUCCGGAGCGAGAGAAACAACAGUGGUGAAGUUAUCGUGACUCUAGAGCCCUGUGAGCGCUCAGAAACCUAUGUGAAUGGCAAGAGGGUGGCCCAGCCUGUCCAGCUACGCUCAGGAAACCGUAUUAUCAUGGGUAAAAACCAUGUUUUUCGUUUUAACCACCCGGAACAAGCACGUGCUGAGCGGGAGAAGACUCCCUCUGCGGAGACGCCCUCUGAACCUGUGGACUGGACAUUUGCCCAGAGAGAGCUUCUGGAAAAGCAAGGGAUUGAUAUGAAACAGGAGAUGGAAAAAAGGCUACAGGAAAUGGAGAUCCUGUACAAAAAGGAAAAGGAAGAAGCAGAUCUUCUCUUGGAGCAGCAAAGGCUGGACUAUGAGAGUAAAUUGCAGGCCUUACAGAAGCAGGUUGAGACCCGAUCCCUGGCUGCAGAAACAACCGAAGAGGAAGAAGAGGAGGAAGAAGUUCCUUGGACACAGCAUGAGUUUGAAUUGGCCCAGUGGGCUUUCCGGAAAUGGAAGUCUCACCAGUUUACUUCAUUAAGGGAUUUGCUCUGGGGCAAUGCCGUCUACCUGAAGGAAGCCAAUGCCAUCAGUGUGGAAUUGAAGAAGAAGGUGCAGUUUCAGUUUGUUCUGCUGACUGACACACUGUACUCCCCGUUGCCUCCUGAGUUGCUUCCCACUGAGAUGGACAAAUCGCAUGAGGACAGGCCUUUCCCUCGUACAGUGGUAGCAGUAGAAGUCCAGGAUCUGAAGAAUGGAGCAACACAUUAUUGGUCUCUGGAGAAACUCAAGCAGAGACUAGAUUUAAUGCGAGAGAUGUAUGACAGGGCGGGCGAGAUGGCCUCCAAUGCCCAAGACGAAAGCGAAACCACCAUGACCGGCAGCGAUCCCUUCUACGAUCGCUUCCACUGGUUCAAACUUGUGGGAAGCUCCCCCAUUUUCCACGGCUGUGUGAAUGAGCGCCUUGCUGACCGCACACCCUCCCCCACUUUUUCCACCGCCGAUUCCGACAUCACUGAGCUGGCUGACGAGCAGCAAGAUGAGAUGGAGGAUUUUGAUGAUGAGGCAUUCGUGGAUGACACCGGCUCUGACGCAGGGACGGAGGAGGGAUCAGAUCUCUUCAGUGAUGGGCAUGACCCGUUUUACGACCGAUCCCCUUGGUUCAUUUUAGUGGGAAGAGCAUUUGUGUACCUGAGCAAUCUGCUGUAUCCCGUGCCCCUCAUUCACAGAGUGGCCGUCGUCAGUGAGAAGGGGGAAGUGCGGGGAUUUCUGCGGGUGGCCGUGCAGGCCAUUGCAGCGGAUGAAGAAGCUCCUGAUUAUGGCUCUGGGAUUCGACAGUCAGGGACGGCUAAAAUAUCUUUUGAUAAUGAAUAUUUUAAUGAGAGCGACUUUUCUUCAGUUGCAAUGACUCGUUCCGGUCUGUCCUUGGAGGAGCUGAGGAUUGUGGAAGGACAGGGUCAAAGUUCCGAAGUCAUCACUCCUCCAGAAGAAAUCAAUCGAAUGAAUGACCUGGAUUUGAAGUCAAACACUUUGCUGGAUGGUAAGAUGGUAAUGGAAGGGUUUUCUGAAGAGAUUGGCAACCACCUGAAACUGGGCAGUGCCUUCACUUUCCGAGUCACAGUGCUACAGGCCAGUGGGAUCCUCCCAGAGUAUGCAGACAUCUUCUGUCAAUUCAACUUUUUGCAUCGCCAUGAUGAAGCAUUCUCCACCGAACCCCUCAAGAACAACGGCAGAGGAAGUCCCCUGGGCUUUUAUCACGUGCAGAAUAUUGCAGUGGAAGUCACUGAGUCAUUUGUGGACUAUAUCAAAACCAAGCCAAUUGUAUUUGAAGUCUUUGGCCAUUACCAGCAGCACCCACUUCAUCUGCAAGGACAGGAGCUAAGCAGUCCACCUCAGCCAUCGCGAAGGUUUUUCCCUCCUCCCAUGCCGCUCUCCAAACCAGUUCCAGCUACCAAGUUGAACACCAUGAGCAAAACCAGCCUUGGCCAGAGCAUGAGCAAGUAUGAUCUUCUGGUUUGGUUUGAGAUCAGUGAACUGGAGCCUACAGGAGAGUAUAUCCCCGCCGUUGUUGACCAUACAGCAGGCUUGCCUUGCCAAGGGACAUUUUUGCUACAUCAGGGUAUCCAGCGAAGGAUCACAGUGACCAUUAUCCACGAGAAAGGGAGCGAGCUUCACUGGAAAGAUGUCCGUGAAUUGGUGGUAGGCCGGAUUAGGAAUAAGCCUGAGGUAGAUGAAGCUGCAGUUGAUGCUAUCCUCUCCUUAAACAUCAUCUCUGCCAAGUCCCUGAAGUCCUCGCACAACUCCAGCAGGACCUUCUACCGUUUCGAGGCAGUAUGGGACAGCUCCCUGCAUAACUCUCUUCUUCUGAACCGAGUGACACCCUAUGGAGAGAAGAUCUACAUGACCUUGUCCGCCUACCUGGAGCUGGAUCAUUGCAUCCAACCUGCCGUCAUCACCAAGGAUGUAUGCAUGGUCUUCUAUUCCCGAGAUGCCAAGAUCUCACCACCGCGCUCUCUGCGCAGCCUCUUUGGCACUGGCUACUCGAAGUCACCAGAUUCUAAUCGGGUCACUGGAAUUUAUGAACUCAGCUUAUGCAAGAUGGCAGAUACAGGUAGUCCAGGCAUGCAGAGAAGGAGGCGAAAGGUCUUAGAUACUUCUGUGGCUUACGUGCGGGGAGAGGAGAACUUGGCAGGCUGGCGACCUCGUGGGGACAGCCUCAUCCUGGAACACCAGUGGGAGCUGGAGAAGCUGGAGCUGCUGCACGAGGUGGAAAAAACCCGCCACUUCCUGCUGCUGCGUGAGAGACUUGGUGACAGCAUCCCCAAGUCCCUGAGCGACUCACUGUCCCCUAGCCUCAGCAGCGGGACCCUCAGCACCUCCACCAGCAUCUCCUCCCAGAUCUCAACCACCACCUUCGAAAGUGCCGUCACCCCCAGCGAGAGCAGCGGCUACGACUCGGCAGACAUCGAAAGCCUGGUGGACCGAGAGAAGGAGCUGGCUACCAAGUGCCUGCAGCUUCUCACCCACACCUUCAACCGGGAGUUCAGCCAGGUGCACAGCAGCAUCAGCGACUGCAAGCUGUCUGAUGUCUCUCCGAUCGGACGGGAUCCCUCCGUGUCCAGUUUCAGCAGUGCUACCCUCACUCCAUCCUCCACCUGCCCCUCUCUGGUUGACUCUAGGAGCAACUCUAUGGACCAGAAGACCCCAGAAGCCAACUCCGGGCCCUCUAGCCCCUGUGCAGAACUGGAACAGUUUCAGAUUAUCCCAACUGUGGAGACGCCUUAUUUGGCCCGAGCAGGAAAAAAUGAGUUUCUCAAUCUCGUUCCAGAUAUUGAAGAGAUUAGAGCAGGCUCCGUGGUCUCUAAGAAAGGAUACCUGCAUUUCAAGGAGCCGCUGUCCAGCAACUGGGCUAAACAUUUCGUCGUGGUCCGUCGCCCCUAUGUCUUCAUCUACAACAGCGACAAGGACCCAGUGGAGCGUGGCAUCAUUAACCUGUCCACGGCACAAGUGGAGUACAGCGAGGACCAGCAGGCCAUGGUGAAGACACCUAACACCUUUGCCGUGUGUACCAAGCACCGUGGCGUGCUCCUGCAAGCUCUCAACGACAAAGACAUGAAUGACUGGCUCUAUGCCUUUAACCCACUCCUUGCUGGCACAAUACGGUCAAAACUUUCUCGAAGAUGCCCAAGCCAAGUGAAAUACUAAGCAACUCUACUGAGCCCUCUCUCGCCUUCAAGAGAUAAAGAAAGUGUUACCUCUCAUUUUCCUUGUGAUUCCUAAUGGUUACUCUUGUAUGUAAUCCUGUGGCUUAACUACUUCCCCCUCGUCGUUCAACACUU